AUAGCGCAGCGCCCCAAAGAAGUCGUGCAGUUCCAUCCCGGCGAAGAAGAACAGAGUGCGGCUACAUUUAGCGCACUCACUCGGUAGUUACAGGGGGCUUUAAAUACACCCCCAGAUAUGUGCGCCUAGCUGUCGGCACCGCAUUAUAUGCACACGAGGCUGACAUAUAUCCACUAAAAACUUGUUACGAUCCCAAACGACGCGUCGAAAUUCCGGAGAAGAUGGAAGGUCUCCACCCGCACUGCCUUAAAUGCAUCAACCGGAGGUGCAUGGUGCGGCCGGAGGCGGGCCUGUCCUGUGACCUCAUCGGCUGCCCGCUGGUGUGCGGCGCCGUCUUCCACGCGUGCAAGCUGCCCGAGCACCGCCUGCUGUGUCCGUACGAGCGCCUGCCGUGCCUCAACAGCGGCUUCGGCUGCCCCUUUGCCGUGGCCCGGGCCAAGAUGGCGCAGCACCUGGCGACUUGCCCUGCUAGCAUCGUGUGUUGCACCAUGGAGUGGAACCGCUGGCCCGUCAGCUACGCCGACCGCAAGUCCUACGAGAACCUGAGCCGGGACUUUGAUGAGGUGGAGCAGCUGGACAUGGCACUGGCCCUUCAGGACCAGCGCAUGCUCCUGGAGUCCCUCAAGGUCACAACCACUGUGUCCAAGGACGGCAAGGGGGACAAGGACAAGAUGGUCACGCCUCCCUGCGUCGAGGCUACCAACGGGGCGGUGGAGAUGGAGGAAGAGCCGUACAGCGACUUGUACCGAGCCUCGGUGGAGACCAGCCGGAGCUUGGCGGCCGCCUUGGACAUCCUCACGCACUCCAAGGGCGUCGUCGGUCUGAACGGGGAAAACGGCGCCGCGGGGAAGAACGUGGACAUGCGCGAGAGCGACUCGGACUCUGAGUGCGAACUGGGGGCGGUGGGCGGCGCCGUUGGAAAUAACGGCGCUAUCGCUUGGCCGGAGGAGGACGAGGAUUUUGUGGAGUUGUUCUUCGAGGACAAGGAGGAUGCCAUCGAAGACCCAGCCGAGGAGGAGGCGCCGGAGCCUGUGUGGCUUGAGGCGCCAAGGGACUACGUGCCCGCCGCCGUCUUGCCGCACCCCCAGGCGGAACCGCUGGCCGCGCCUAUCCCCUUCCUCCUCUCAGACCAGGUGAGGAACAACUUUUUGCACCAGCUACCCAGCGAGCUCAGGUAUCGGUGCCUGGAGCGCAAACUCCACAACGUGGAGGUUCUGCGUGGCAUCAGCAUGUUUACUUUCAACGGCCGCCGCGCGCUGUUCUCGGACCCUUACCUCUUCCGCGCCAAGAUGGAAGACAAGGCGGUGGACACGUCGGACCUGGAGGUGGCCGACGACCCCAUGGGUCUGCACGGGAUCGACCUGAUCACAGCCGCCUUGCUCUUCUGCCUGGGCGACUCGCCGGGCGGGCGCGGCAUCUCCGACAGCCGCUUCGUGGACGGCUACCACAUCGACUUCGGCACGCAGACCUUCUCCUUCCCCUCCGCCAUCCUGGCCACCAACACCAUGGUGGGCGACAUCGCGUCGGCGUCUGCGUGUGACCACGCCAGUCCGCAGCUGUCCAACCCCAGCCCCUUCCACACUCUGCGCCUGGACCUGGUGCUGGAAUGCGUGGCACGCUACCAAACUAAGCAGCGCUCCAUGUUCACCUUUGUGUGCGGCCAGCUGUUCCGCCGCGACGAGUUCUCCUCGCACUUCAAGAACGUGCACGGCGACAUCCACGCCGGGCUCAACGGCUGGAUGGAGCAACGCUGCCCCCUAGCAUACUACGGCUGCACCUACUCGCAGAGACGCUUCUGCCCGUCGGUGCAGGGUUUCCGCAUCAUCCACGACCGCCACCUGGGCUCCUUCGGCGUGCAGCCGGGCCUCCCCGCCAAAAACUCGGACAAGCCGCCGAGAGGCCUCCGCCCGCGCUUGAGCUCCAAAUGCGACCAGCUCAGCGGUCUGCCCUUCGAGCUGCUGCAGCACAUGGCCAGCUUCCUGGACAGCUUCAGCCUGUGUCAGCUGUCCAGGACGUCACGCACCAUGAGGGACGUGUGCGCCAGCCUCCUCCAGAUGCGCGGCAUGGUCGUCCUGCUGUGGAAGAAGAAGCGGAAGGAGGACGGCUCGCACUCGUGGCAGAUCACAGACAAGGUGUGGCGCUUCAGCACCGCCUUCGGCACGGUGAACGAGUGGAAGUUCGCCAACAUCACCAGCAUGGCGGACCACCUGAAGAAGUGCAAGUUCAACACGGUGGCGCGGCGCGAGGAAGCCAUCCCGCUGCCCUGCAUGUGUUUCACCCGCGAGCUAACCAAGGAGGGCCGCUGUUUACGCUCCGUGCUUAAGCCCGUGGCCUAAACUCCUCCUCGUUAAGAUCGUUUAUCCCCAUGGAAAGCCCUUUGACCAUUUAUUCCAUGUUCUCGAGAUCCGGCGUGAGGUUUGAUUUGAUUUUCAGACCGUCCAGAUCAAAACCGGAAGAUGGAAUCGAGGCUCAAAUGGCUUCCCAUACUCAAGUGUUUACAGCAAAACAUCCUGAACCACUCCCCGAAAUAUGAGCACACCCACAACUGUUACACUGUUGUGUAAAUAAUCUCACGCUCCGACGUUUAUUUUUCUAGCAAACCGAAGUCAGCACUGUGCGGAGGACGUAGCCGCCGCGGCUUUAUUUCGACACGGCGACACCGACCGAAUAUCUGCAAAAUAUUUGACGGCAUCACACUUCGGCGAUGUUACCUCGAAGCUAGUUGCGCUGGCACGCUAAACUGAAGGCGGGGAGCGGCCGGCCACCGUCGGUCGUCUUCAAUCUGAUAAUGUAGCAGGGAAUUAAAAAAGAUAAAAAAGCGUGAAUGUAAAGCAUCAAAUGGUAAGCGUCGGAAGUAAACAAAAGCACCCGCUGGUACGGGGACAUGGAUAAUAGUGAACCACGGGAGAGCGCGACGUUUCACACGUGGAACGAGAACGAAGGGUAAAGUGAGAUUGAGAUUAUGUGUCACCAUAAGAAAUGAAAUUACAAAUUAGGGCGUGUUAAAAACAUUUUGGUAGCCAAAAGAAUGUAUGAUGGGUCAAAAUAAAUAUCCCAUGUUUGAUUUUAUUUUAUUUUUACUGAAUGAUUUUUUUUUUUAAAUUACACAGACUUUUUGGAAUUUCGGCCCCUUUCGGAAAAUAAUUGCUAAAAUUAAAAAAACAAUGCUAAUCUCACUUUACGUUUUACGAACGUCUAACGAAAGAAUAGGUAAGGCCGUUUUGCUUUUAACUCCAACGAGGCCUCAGUGUUAAAAUAGCGUAGCGGUUUGUUGCAGUGUUGACAUGAACAGAUUUACUGUAUGAUUUUAAUAUCUACUUUGGGGUGAGAAAUGUUUUUAAAUGUCACUGAAAGAGUGUGUUUUUUUUUUUUUUUUUUUAAACUUUUCUUGGUACUCUAAAAACUGCCUCUGUAACAUCCAGAUGAAUAUUUUUAUUUUUGUGAAUUUUGAAUUUGCACUUGAAGCAUGUACUGUAAAAUGUUUUAUUAUUAUGCAUGUGGGUUUCUGACUUUUUUUUUUUUUUUGUAGACCGUCAAGUGGAAGCCGCACAUUUCUAAAACAUUUCAGGAAAUUGUGGCUUUCUGUCCGACGGUGACAAAUCCAUUAAUAGUGUUCAGUUCUCAGGCACGGCCAUUUUGUUUUGAAGUGUGAAGCUACAUUUUGUUUGUAUUUGUAACUUGUUCUCACAAGCCUUUUCUGUUUUCACUCCAGCUGUGAAGUGUGCGUUCACCACAGGUUGCCAGCUUUUCAAGCGUUUUAAUAACAAUAAAGAGGCCUCACCAUGCA
This is a messenger RNA of Syngnathus typhle (broad-nosed pipefish), 3787 nucleotides long. RefSeq names its product F-box protein 30a (gene fbxo30a). Gene Ontology annotation, molecular function: protein binding; ubiquitin protein ligase activity; zinc ion binding. NCBI's taxonomy places the organism in Eukaryota, Metazoa, Chordata, Actinopteri, Syngnathiformes, Syngnathidae. The record is from RefSeq and is a predicted model, not a curated record. The transcript has 4 exons. Bases 222 to 2336 code for a protein of 704 amino acids.